Molecule: messenger RNA, 612 nt
Organism: Colletotrichum abscissum
Lineage: Eukaryota; Fungi; Ascomycota; Sordariomycetes; Glomerellales; Glomerellaceae
Exons: 2
Coding region: 1-612 (203 amino acids)
Source: RefSeq, a predicted model, not a curated record
AUGCAUAUACCUAGACUCGUAGCCCUAGGCGCAGUCCUCACGACAGCGGUCAAAGCUUUCACCCCGCUCAAUAUUACGGCGCUCUCAACCCGCGACGGCUACUCCGUCAUCGAAUGCUGGCAACUCACCUCCGUCCCCGUCGAAGCCCGCGCGGCUCUCAACUACGCCGUCGGCGGCGACCUGACGCGCGCAGAGUGGUCCAUCAUACAGCCCAGGACGACGGUGGGAGAGGCCUGGGCGCCGGCUGUACAGCUGACAGUCAUCCUCAACGGCCUAAUCCGCAUCACAUCGCCAGCACCGCCAAGGAACGCGUCGCAGGCCACGCCGUCACUCUCGCCACCAGGAGGCAGCAGUGACGACGAGGCAUCAACACGUCCGGCGCAGAGGACGGCGUACAUUCAGCCAGGCACGGUAUCCUCGUCGCUCGUCAUCGCGGCGGACUUGAAGAACGCGAGCGUGCACGCGGGACACUUUACCGAGUUCCCCGGCGACGAGCCGACGGUGCUGGUGCAGGUGCCGUUUGCCGGGAACGCGGCGCCGGAGCAUGUUGUUCUGGGAGAGGGGCCGUGUGAGAGGGGGAGUUGGGGCGCCGCGAUGGGCGGUGGCAUCUGA